Messenger RNA from Oncorhynchus masou masou (cherry salmon), 4579 nucleotides. RefSeq lists its product as uncharacterized. The transcript is spliced from 3 exons. The record is from RefSeq and is a predicted model, not a curated record. The coding region runs from base 1 to 1125 and encodes 374 amino acids. Lineage: Eukaryota; Metazoa; Chordata; Actinopteri; Salmoniformes; Salmonidae.
AUGCUGUUCAUUGACUACAGCUCAGCGUUCAACACCAUAGUGCCCUCGAAGUUCAUCACUAAGAUAAGGUCCCUGGGACUGAGCACCUCCCUCUGCAACUGGAUCCUGGACUUCCUGACAGGCCGCCACAAGGUGGUAUUGGUAUGUAACAACAAAUCCUCCAAGCUGACCCUCAAAACGGGGGCUCCUCAGGGUUGUAGUAGUAGUAUUAGAAGUAGUAGUAGUAGAAGCAGUGUUUGUGGUAGUAGUAGCAAUAGUAGUAGUAGAAGUAGUAGUAGUAGUAGCAGCAGUAGUAGCAGUAUUAGUAGUAGUAGUAGUAGACGUUGUAGUAGCAGUAGUAGUAGUCGUCGUAGUAGUAGUAGUGGUAGCUGUAGUAGCAGUAGUAGUGUUAGCAAUAUUAGCAGUAGUAUUAACAGCAACAGUAGCAGCAUUAGUACUACUAGUAGUAGUAUUAGUUUUAGAUGCAGCAGUAGCAGUAGUAGUAGUAGUAGUUGUAGUAGUGGAAAUAGAAGUAGUAAUAGCAGUAGUACUAGUAAUAGCGUUAGUAGUAGUAGUAAUAGCAGUAGUAGUAGUGGUAGUACUAGUAGUAGUAGUAGUAGUAGUAGUGGUAGUAGUAGUUGUAGUAGUAGAAGUAGUAGUAGUAGUGUUAUUAGAAGUAGUAGUAGUAGCAGUUGUAGUAGUAGUUGUACUAGACAUAAUAGUAGUAGCAGUUGUAAUAGCAGUGGUAGUGGUAGUAGUAGUAGUAAAAGUAGCAGUUGUAGUAGCAGCAGAAGUAGCAGUAGUAGUUGUAAUAGCAGUUGGAGCAGAAGUAGUGGUGGCAGUGCUAGUAGUAGUAGUCGUAGUAGUAGUAGUGGGUGUAGUGGUAGUCGUAGUAGUAGUGGUAGGUGUAGUAGUAGUUGUAGUAGUAGUAGUAGGUGUAGUGGUAGUCGUAGUAGUGGAAGAAGUAGUAUCAGUAGUAGUAGUAGUAGUAUUAGUGGUAGUAGUUGUAGUAGUAGUAGUAUCAGUAGCAGUAGUAGUAGUAGUAGUAGCAGCAGUAGCAGUACUUAUAUUAGUAGCAGUAGCAGCUGCAGUAGUAGUAGUAGCAGUAGCAUUAGUAGCAUUAGCAGUAGCAGUUGUAGGCAGUAGUAGAGGUAGUCGCGGUAAUAGUAGCAGUAGUAGUAAUAGAAUUAGCAGUAGUAGUAGUAGCAGAAGCAGUAGUAGUAGUAACAGUAGCAUUAGUAGUAGUUGUAGAAGUAGUUGUUGCAGCAGUAGUAGUAGUAGCAGUAGUAGCAGCUGUAGACGUAGUAAUAGUGGUAGUAGUAGUAGUUGUAGUAGUAUCAGUAGUAGUAGUAGUAGUGGUAGGAGUUGUAGUAGUAGCAGUAGCAGUAGCAGUAGUAGUAGUAGUAGUAGUUUGUAGCACUAGCAGUUGUAGUCGCAGUAGCAUUAGUUGCAUUAGCAGUAGCAUUUCUAGCAAUUGUAGUGGUAGUAGUCGCAGUAGUAGUAGCAGUAGUAGUAAUAGAAUUAGCAGUAGUAGUAGUUGCAGAAGUAGUAGUAGCAGCAGCAGCAGUAGUAGUAGUAGCAGAAGUAGUAGUUGCAGUAGUAUUAGUAGCCGCAGCAAUAGUAGUAGUAGAAGUAGUAGUAGUAGUAGUAGUGGUAGUAGUGGUAGUAGCAGCAGUAGUUGUAGUAUUAGCAGUAGCAGUAUUAGUUGUGUUGUAUUUGUAGUAGUAGUAGUAGCAGUUGUAGUAGUAGUUGUUUAGAUGUAGUAGUAGUAGUAGUAGCAGAAGUAGUAGUUGCAGUAGUAUUAGUAGCAGCAGCAAUAGUAGUAGUAGUAGUAGUUGUAGUAGUAGUGGCAGCAGUAGUAGUAGUAGUUGCAGUAUUAGUUGUAGUAGUAGAAGUUGUAGCAGUAGUAGUAGUAGUAAUAGUAGUAGUAAUAGUAGUAGUAGUAGUAGUAGUUGUAGCAGUAGUAGUAGUAGUAGUAGCAGCAGUAGUAGUAGUAGUAGUAGUAGUAGUAGUAGUAGUAGCAGUAGUAGUAGUAGUAGUAGUAGUAGUAGUAGUAGUAGUAGUAGUAGUAGCAGUAGUAGUAGUAGUAGUAGUAGUAGUAGUAGUAGUAGUAGCAGCAGCAGUGGUAGCAGUAUUAUUAUUAGUAGUAGUAGAAGUUGUAGUAGCAGUAGUAGUAGUAGUAGUCAUAGUAGUAGUGGUAUUUGUAGUUGUAAUAGUGUUAGCAGUUUUAGUAGUAGUAGAAAAUGUCAUAACAGUAGCAGUAGCAGCAUUAGUAGUAGUAGUAGUAGGAGUAGUAAGAGUAUUAGCAAUAGCAGUAGCAGCAGUAGUAGUAGUAGUAGUUGCAGUUGUUGUAGCAGUAGUGGUAGUAGUAGUAGUAGUGGUAGUAGUAGUGGUAGUAGUAGUGGUAGUAGUAUUAGUAGUAGUUGUAGCAGUAGUAAUAGCAGUAGCAGCAGUAGUAGUAGUAUUAUUAUUAGUAGUAGCAGUAGUAGUAAUAGCAGUAGUAGUAGCAGUGGUAUUAGUAGUAGCAGGAGUGGAAGUAGUAGCAGCAGUAGCAGCAGUGAAGGAGGAAUGACAACAGUUAAUUUAUUUUCUCUGGUUGACUGGUUCUUAUGGGCAACAUUAUCCUAUCUGUUCCUCUCUCUCUGUGUGAUGGAAAACAAGUGUUAAUUCCUAACUUGUUUAAAUUCCUUUUCUGUCUCUAAAUGCCGUCUUUUCCUAGCAGCACUGUAUGUAUAAAUAUACCUGGCAAAUAACGGUGAUAUGAAUUCUGAAAGAGACCCAUGGAACUCUUCUUAGCACCCUUCAAGGCACUCUUAAAGUGCCUUUAUUGCUGUACCAUGUUCAAUGGAACAGCGUUAACAAGUCUGACACGUUUCGGCAUAGCCUUCGUCAGGGAGUGAUGUUGUUAGUUUGUGUCUGUGCCCUAUUGGCCCCACAGGAAAACCACAGAACCAAGAGCUGCUGUCACCGUUUCCUCAGACAUGUGACAGGAAGCAGUCGUCUGUCCGUUUAUAUCCCACCGUAAACAGUUGCCACUUGAAACACAACCAACAUGACUCUGACACGUUGAAGGCAAAAGACUGCCCCAGUUUGGUGGAUGCCAGGAGAACGCCACAAGUCCAAAUGAUUAGUGCCAACUGUAAUGUUUGGUGGAGGCGGAAUAAUGGUCUGUGGCUGUUUUUCGUUGUUCAAGCUAGGCUCCUUAGUUCCAGUGAAGGGAAAUCUUAACACUCCAACAUACAAUGACAUUCUAGAUGAUUCUGUGCUUCCAACUUUGUGGUAACAGUUUGGGGAAGGCCCUUUCCUGUUUCAGCAUGACAAUGCCCCCGUGCACAAAGUGAGGUCCAUACAGAAAUUGUUUGUCGAGAUCAGUGUGGAAGAACUUGACUGGCCUGCACAGAGACCUGACCUCAACCCCAUCGAACACCUUUGGAAUGAAUUGGAACACCGACUGCGAGCCAGGACUAAUCUCUCCAACAUCAGUGCCCGACCUCACUAAUGCUCUUGUGGCUGAAUGCAAGUAAACCCAUGCAGACCAACUCUAUGUUAAUGCCCAUGAUUUUGGAAUGAGCAGGUGUCCACAUACUUUUGAUCACGUGGUGUAGUUGGUAAGGGAGGACAAUAGAGUUGUAUUAGGUGUGUUUGGGAUUAUUAUUAUUUAAACAUGAGGUAAUUGAUUGCUAUAAUUAUAUGGAAGUUUAAAUUUUGAGCAGAUUAAUAGCUACAUUACUUUUUUCCCCUUCUAAUCAUCAAUGUCAAACGAAAUGACAGUCCAUUGGGCUAAAAAAAUAAAUAAUUCUAAUCAUCAAUGUCAAAUUAAAUGACGCUGAGUCCAUUGGGCUAAUAAUAGUUCUCAAUUAUGUCCCUGGUUAUGUCCUAGAAAUGAUAACCCAUAAGAGAAUGCAGUCGCUGUGGUGUUGGCCAAAUAGCACUGCUCGUAUAUAUUUGUAUUGGUGUGUUUCACUGUAUUUGGUGUUAAAAUAAUUGUUUAUCGGAAGGAAAGGAUUCACUCAGGUAAAUUUAUUAAAUGCAAUAUAAUUUACCAGAUCUUGAAGUCUUUAUGGCAUGAAUAAUUUACAAUGAUGUACAGUUCAAACAGCUCAAUAAAACACAUGAACAGCAUAUCUGAAAAGGAUACUUUUAUAGAUUAUAGAGCCAAAAGCUGCAUGUUGAUGUUCAUAGUUGAGGAGGUUGACUGUAACAUAACAUUAUGAAGUCUCAUCUACGACGGGUCAAAAAACUAAAGAAAAAUUCAAAAAAACAAACAAAUAAAAAACUAAUCAGAAGUGCUCACAAACUAAAAUUCUGGUUUAUUGUCUUACAACAAAUUCACACGUACAUUGAACAGGCCACAACAGACAGCAAUUUAAACGACAUAAGAGAAAAGACACCUCUUUUCUUUGGCCUUUCCAUCUCAUACAAACCAACUACGUAUGGUACAACUAAAGUACAAAUACAAAGUUACUGGAAUGCUUUCAAUUUAAUUGUUUUCUGAAAUUUGUACAAGUUUGUGUUGAGAUAACAUGACAUGGUCAAACCACAAGUAAAGUCUAUUUCAUAGAGAAGCAUCAACUCCAAAGCACCGUUUGGUAACCAGAGA